AUGCAGAAUCCAAAUGCGUCAGAUGUUCCAAGUGAUGUGGACUUGCCAUCUCCGGAGGAGCAGUUGAGUGGUGAUCGUGUGGCGAACCAGGCGUUUGAGCCUGACUAUCGCUUGUUUGGGGCUGUAGGACUGGAUGCAGAUACAAGGGAGCUACUGAACGAAGGACGUUCAGGUGGGUCGGAGGAAACAGCGAGACAAUCGGCUAGCUCACGCGACCUUGCUGAUGUUGGUUCUCCUUUGGGGCCAGUAGUGGCCAGAGUGGGAGAAACAAGUCCAAAGCCUGUGCCAGCUCCUGGUUUGGGUGGGGGUGAGCUUGUUUCGGCAACGCCAGCUCAAGGCUCUGUACAGAAGCCAUCGGGCAGCAGUGGUGUGCGUGUGGAAGUGGACGAGGUCGAGCUGAUCCCAGAUUAUUCACAACUUCCGGAGCAUCCAGCGGCUCCUUCUUCGUGGACUGGUCGUGCAGUGCAGCCAGGAGUAUCUCAAGAUGCUGUGGGCUAUGGGCCAGGGGGUCAAUGUCUCAAGACUCGGCUAGAGCAGAGCCACGACCUGUUGCUGCGCUGCCUGGAAGUUUUCCUUUGGAUGCUGGCUUUGGUGGUGGUGUCAUGGGUCCUUGUGGUGGUACAAUGGGCUUGGGGGCAGCAACCUCAGGGCAUGGAGGAGGGGGGUAUGGAUGUGGAUUGGUCCGAAGGGGCUCCAUUUGCUGGGCCAGGGGGUCCCGUUUUGGAGUCCCAGAAUGCGCAGAUUCGCGCGAGUGAAUCUAUCUCUCAGAGGGCCUUGUGCGAUGAAGCAGGCGGCACCGAAAUCCUGCCUCCACCUCUUCCCCCUCCCGCUUCGCCACAUCCCAAAGGGAUGUCCUUCGGUGAGCGAGCUGAGGAUGUCAGGGUGUCCAUUUCAGAGUUGCCGAAGCUGGAAGUUAAGGAACAUGAACGGGACUUGGCUCCUCUUCUGUCGGGAGACUGGUUGGCAAUGAUCAGCCCUGCCAUGAAGGACAUCUCGCCCACUAGCAGCACAUGGUGGUCUCAGGUUGUACAUGCAGCGACUUCCUACUACCAGGAAUGGUUGAUGUGUGAUCCGGUAACGCGGCUCUCAUUGCAACCUACAAAACCAUAUCGGUUUGAACACACCAAGUAUGCACGGGUUGAGCAGCGAGCCUUGACGAUGCUGUUGCGUGCUGUGCCUACUGUGAUCAGGGAGGAGUUGGUUGCGAAUCGGAAACUAUCAUGCAUUGAGCUCAUAGCCUUGAUUCACACAACCUAUCAACCAGGCGGGUUGAAGGAAAGAGCUGCAUUGCUGCGCUAUCUCACGAACCCUGACGGAUGCACUGAACCAGUAGCCGCACUCCGUAGUAUCAAACGGUGGUCACGGUGGAAGUGUAGAGCAGCCGAGCUGCACAUCUCUACUCCAGAUCCCACUCUACUGCUAGGAGGUGUGGACACGAUGGUGUCAAAAGUGUUUGCGCAGUACCCGGAAGCACAGUUUAGGAUCUCGUCCUACCGAUUUGCAAAGAGCGUUGAUCACCAGCCUACUGAAGCUAAGAUAGUGGAGCUGGUGAGGUUCGUUCAGGGUGAACUUGAGACUUUGGUGUCGUCGGGUACCGUGAAGUCCAAGUCGAAGGCAGAUGGGGAUGCAGAUGCUGGCAAGCGUCUGAGGGUUGCGAAGGUUGAGGACCCUGAGGCCAAAGGAAAAGGGAGAACUAGAGAUGACACUUCGAAGGGUGCUGAGGGUAAGGGCAAGGAGAUUUGCAAGCAUUGGAGAACUGACAAGGGUUGCAAAUUCGCCAAGGCCUGCAGGUUUGCUCAUGAUCCAUUGCUUCCUUCAGAAAAGCGUUGCUUUGCUUGCUCAGCACUCAACCACAUGCGGUCGGAGUGCCCUUAUCAGCCUAAGGACGGACGCGCCUCAGAUGCGCACAAGGGAAAGGGCAAGGGAAGUGAAACAAUAGCAAAGGCUAGUGCCCAAGCCUCAACUCCCUCAUCCUCCAGCAAUCCCGUGCCAGCCUCUCAAUCCUCCUGCCAGGCCCCUGCAACUGAACCUGGAGACAUUCUUAAGAAAGCUGCUGCUAUGAUUGAGACCCUGCAAACUUCCAUAAAGACUGUAGCUGACGGAUACGGGCGUAGGCCAGGUGGUAAUGACCCCACGGGCCUAAUAGACUCAGGUGCAUCUGCUUGUAUGCGCGCCAAGGUUGAGGGUGAUGUUGUUACUGGGGUUCGUGUGGUGUCACUUGCUCAGGGCGAGGCCGAGGUUGAGGUCAACCAGGCAGGAACGCUGUUGACAUCGCAACCCAUCGAACCCAUAGUGUCAGCCAGACACCUAAUCAAGUGUGGCUUCAAGAUCACGUGGUCCCGGAGGGCGUUCUUGCUACUUGAUCCUCAAGGUGUGGCGGUUCCCGCGGUCAUCCAAGCUGGUUGUCCUCGUGUCACGCGUUCGGUUGCGCUAUCCCUCAUUGAUUUCAUUGAGAAAACGUCCUUGGAGGAAGGGGCAGCUGUUGAAGACUCUGUGAGGGUUGCUAGGGCUUUGUGUACCGAUGGGACCGACCCUUGGCCGGUUGGAAUGGCAAAGCUAAAGACGAGCUGUGAGGACGGUGAUCUGGUCAAGGCUCAAGCGUGGCAUCGGAUUACGCUGCAGUCACUUUUCCCUGAGGUUCCCCGUGACUUGGUGGAUAGCGCUUCCUCGUUGGUUCCUCCUGAAGGGGUAAAAGGGGUGUUGAAUCGCCGAAGAAGGAGGGAAGUGGUCCUCCUAUUGCGAGGUCAUGAACGUCGAAAGCCAACCACUAUUGCCUCAACAUUUGACGAUUGGCCCGAGUGGUGCAGGGAGGUCAAGGGUGCAGGUUGUGGUUCAGGUAUUUUCUGGCAGCUAACUUGUCAGUUCCGGUCGAUGUUCAUGUUGGGGGGGGGCCAGGAGCCAGUUGCUGAGAACCCUGACAAGCAAGCACUCAGCGCAAGGGAAGAGCCAGCGGAGUGGGAACAAGCUGGCGAUUACAAGGAGCCUGACGCUAAGCACAAAAAGGCGGGCGAGCUGCUUCCAGAAGAAGGGGUUGACGAGGACAGCUAUCUAAGUAAGGUAAAAAUGGUGAACAUUCCUUUUGGAAUUCCUUUGAAGGAUAAAGGGGCUCAAGAGGUUCUGAGGGCCCUGAAGCUCAUCGAUGCUCGCGCGUCCUGUCUUGGGAUAAAAAUCGCUCGUUUUCACUCCGACAAGGGUGCUGAAUUUGACAACCGCUAUGUCAGAGACUGGGCUGCUUCAAGAGGAAUUUGGAAGUCCUCUACGGGGGGUGACAACUGGCGCUCAAAUGGCGCGGCAGAAGCCUUAGUCGGGAUUCUCAAGGACUCGGUCAGGGUUCUCUUGCGGGAUGCGCAGUUGGGCCCAAAGGACUGGCCAUACGCCUUGAGGCAUGCAGCCGGGAGGUUGUUUCAGUCCAGGGUGAAAAUGCUGGGUUGGGAUCUACCGUCUCUUGUUCCCUUUGGGGCAAAGGUGUUUGUUCAUCGCCGAACUUGGCAUUUGAAGAAAGAUGCUGACAAGGAGUGGGCUGCCAAGGCCGUUGAAGCCAGAGUUCUCGCUCCAGCGCUUGAGAUUGAUGGAGGGUAUCUCGUGCGAACCGUCAGGGAUGAGCUGUACAAUACCAGCUGUGUGUACGAAAAUGUUGAAUAUCUUGAUCCAGCUAGGUUUGUCAUUCCUGAAGACAAGGCGACGGAAGCGAUUCCCCUUCAGUCCUCUACACGCCGUAGGUACAGGGCCAAGACUACCGUUGCAAGUGUUCAUGAAGAUCCCGAGGACUUGAAAGCACAAGAGCUCGUUGACACGAAGCCGUUUCCGUUGACAGCGGCAGUCAACUUUCUCUUAGGCUCGUCGUGGAUUCGAACCCGCCAGGCCAAACAAAGGUACAAUGACAGUUCCCCAAGCUUGGUCCUGCCGCUGGCGGUGCCGCCCUUGGGCGGUGGAAUCUGGGCAGAGUGCCCUGAUGGCACCGACGUGAGACUGGAGCAAGUUUUUAAGGCUUCAACAGCCUGCGCAAGUGAUGAGGCGCAAGGCCGGGGGAGCAUGAAUCUUGGCCGGGAAUCUGUGGUGGUUCCUAGCGUUGACACUUCUCAAACAUGUGCAGGAGCUGAGGCGCAGGGUGGGGGGAGUGUGGUUGUGGAUGAGGGACUCGUAGGAGACCUAAAUUCGUCUUUGGCUAGGGAGUUGAUCGCCCCUGCCAACCUUGCUCGCAUCGGUCAAGGAAAUGAUGAGGCUCUGGGACUUAGUAAGGCCUGGGUAGCGGGUCGGGGUCCUGGAUGCUUGGGCGUUGAGUGCGGGGCGUGUGUAAAGGACUCUGCUGGGGUCUGCUCGCUCUGUGAGAGAGAUGUUUUGUCAGUGGGUCGUUCUUUAAAGGCUUCGCCAUCGUUGCUUGGACGUCUCGAGGAUGGGAGCUUCGUUGAUGGGGUGUUUGGCGAGGGGUUCGAGGGGCCAUUUGAUGCUCUUGAUGCUCGUCAGCCCGGUGUUGGAGUGCAGGUGGAAGGUUCGGGAGCGUGCGGGUCGGUUGGGUCUGCAGGUCGUGAUGACUCUCGGAUCGCCUGUCUCAGAAAAGCUGAGUGCGGAGCACUAGGCGGAACUUCGUUGUCAGGUAGUGGUUUAGGUAAGGUUGUCCCUUCCCUUCUCCCCUUUUUCCCCGAUACUUGGCAGUUGUAUGAGUCUGGUGCGUUUGAGGGUGAUGAGGAUGAGGGUUCGGUUUCAUUGGGCCUUUGUCCGGGUGAAGUUGACCCUGAAGUGUCACUUAGGAACCUAAAGGGGUGGUUGAGUGACGAGGGCAGGGCUCAGUGUAGACAGCAUGCGGAUGUGAGCCAACGAUGUCAAGCAGAAGAUGCUAUAAGGCAUGCCGUUGUUCGGAAGAUUCUUGAGCUUGAGCAAGCCAGCUGUGCCAAGGCUGGUGAGGAGCUAGAGUACAGUUUGUUGCCAGAUGCUGAGGUUCUGUGCACGCAUACGGUGCCGUUGAUUGAAGUUGAGCGGUACUAUGAUCUUUGGAAGGAGGCUCUCGAAAAGGAGCUGCAUUCGAUGAUCGAUGAAAAGCAGGCUCUCAGAGUGAUUUCGGAGGCAGAGCUGACCAAGUACCAAGAAGCCGGAACGCGUGCCAUGAUCAUCCCAAGUAAGCUGGUGUGUACCAGAAAGAGCGGUGGUAGAUUCAAGGCCCGGUUGGUGGCCUGUGGCAACUAUGUUGAUCUUAGUGGCAAGGACGGCGAAAGUCGGAGUGCAAGCGUGGAUCUGUAUGCCGGCGGAAUUGAUGCCGCGGUACUGAGACAGGUGUUAGCGCUCGCAGUCAAGAAGAGGUGGUCAGCCGGAUCCACUGACGUGUCUACAGCAUUUUUGAAUGCUGAGCUUCUGGAUCGCCAGAGCCCGCUCACUAAGCCGGCGCCCCUCUCUCAGCAAGUUCCGUCAGAAAUUGUUGUGCUCCGCCCACCCUCGCUGUUGGUCAAGCAUGGCUUGGUGCCUCCACGCAGCUUCAUGCUUGUCUUGCGGGCUGUUUACGGCCUGGACCAAUCUCCGCGUGACUGGGGCAUACGCCGCGACAAGGAUCUGCGCACUGUUCGGUUGAUGCUUGGCAACCGUGAAUGUCGGUUGGUGAUGUCGGCUGUUGACAACAAUCUGUGGUUCUUGACUACUGGCUGCAAGUCGGACCCUGUGAUGGCUUGUUUGAUGGUGUACGUUGAUGAUCUUCUUGCUACGGGACCGUUGGCUGUAAUUCGGCCGCUGCUUGCUGAGAUCUCCAAGCUUUGGCAAUGUGGCGCGGUAUCUUUUCUACCUGAGAACACGUCUGAGGUGCCCCUGGUGUUCUUUGGGUAUGAAAUCAGGCGAGUUGGUCGGAGUCUUCAUCUCAGCCAGCGAGACUACGUAACGGAGCUUGCUACAAGGUAUCGUGACCUUCCCGCUCCCUCCACACCUCUUCCCCCAGGAACCUUGGACAUACCGCCUGCCGAGGUGCAAUCAGCCAGCGACCUUAAACAGUGCCAGGCCAUGCUAGGGGAAGCGCUGUGGGUUAGUACACGAACUCGGCCAGAUGUUGGCUUCGCUGUUUCUCGUCUUUCUCAAGCGAUGUCCAAGAAUGCAGCUGCAGUUAGGCCACUUUGCAUUCACUUGCUAGGGUAUCUGUAUCGCACCAAAGAUUUUGGCCUCUUGUACACAGACCAGUAUCCAGCUCAGGGGGAGACGGGUUCGGUUGCUUCUGUCAAUGGCAAGUAUGUUGUUGAGGCCCAAACAGACGCUGCGUUCGCGCCCACAUGUGAGAGAUCGCAUGAGGCCACAAUGGUUUAUUCUCUGGGGUCGUUGACGGGUUGGCUGUCAACUCGACAACCCUUUGUAGCAGCUAGUACGGCAGAAGCCGAACUACUUUCCGUGACCACUGGCUUCUCGUACGGGAGAUCGCAGCGCUUCGUGAUUGAGGAAAUCGAGGGUUGCAAGGUAGACUUGCGGAUCCUUAACGACAAUCUCGCGGCUACCACGAUAUGCAAUGCUCAGUCCACCAAUUGGCGGACUCGCCAUCUGCGUAUUCGUGCAGCACAUUUGCGGCAGCAGAUCAGCGAUGGUGAAUGUUCAGUAUCUCACGUUCCAGGUGAAUGCAACACCGCAGAUUUAGGAACUAAGGCACUCCAGCCAUCGCGGUUCGAAAGGCUCCGGGCAAUGAUGGGAGUCUUGAGUUUCUCUGAGGUCACUGCUCGCGAACGCACCAGCUCUGCGGUUGUCUCGUCAGGUCCACCGGUAGAGGAAGCUCUCAGGGUCAUUGUCGCUGCACUUUGCGUGGCAUCAGCAAAGGGUCAACCGUUGAGUGAUGGUUCUGAUGACUUUGUCUUCUGGAGAGUUGUGUUGCUUUGGAGCGUGUUUGUGAUCGUUGCUUGGGAGAUGUUCAGGUGGGGCUGCCGAGUGUGUUACCGGAAACUCACAAGCUGGGAUAUGCCUCAACCAGACCCAGAAGCCUCCGAAUCUGAGAGGGAGCAGGAGCCUGAUGAAGAGGAUCUCCUUGAAGAAGCUGACAGGCCCCAGCAUGAUGCUGAGCCUCGUGAUGAAGAUCCUGGUGUAAUGCCCUUUCGGUAUAUUGAUGACGUUGUGUACGUUGCUCCACAUAGCCCAACGCCUGCACACCCCACAGAACGAGAGCAGCAGGCCAUAGGGCAGGCAGGGGUUAGGAGGCGUCAUGCUUUGAGAGUUUACGCUCCAGAACCUGGUGAUGAGCCACCGCCGCAUGACAGAGGUGUCGGUUCUGAACAUGUUCUUAGGGCAGUCGAGCGUGAGUGGGCCGGCAUGCUGACCCAUCAAGUAGUCGUUAGGGUCUCCGACCUCGCGCCACUCCCAAGUUUUCAGGGUGGAGGGCCACUGGGGCAUCUUGUCGAGGUCAGGGAGCGGGCUGAGGUGUUGUAUGGGAUGCUGAACAGGCCCCCGUUGAUACCUAUCGUGCUUCACCCACAUUGGCCUCCGCCGCCACAGCUGACGGUAAGAGAGCUUCGGAUGAUGGCAUCUGAGUGGGGUGGUCCUGCGAGUUCGCUGCAUCAAGAACCACCUCCGGCUUACCACACUGAUCAGUACAUCUACGUGCCUGAGGUGAGACCACGGGUUCUGGUGAGAUGGCACAUGAGGCCGCGUGUGAGAUUAUUCAGCCCAGUGCGGACAACUGCGCCGAUUCCUCUCACUGCCCUUACAGGGGCGCGACGUACGCUGCAAGAGUUUGUCAAUGGGGACAGGGUCAUCUGGGAUGAUCACUUCAUGGAUCCAGAUCAUGCAAGGCGGCAUGAAGAUCAGCAGUGGAGAGGACGUACCGAGUUCGAAGUAGAUCUCGAUGAGUUGGCGAGGCUUCAAGGAAGAGAUGUGGACCCUGAUGAGGUCUGA
This is a messenger RNA of Symbiodinium natans, 7842 nucleotides long. NCBI's taxonomy places the organism in Eukaryota, Dinophyceae, Suessiales, Symbiodiniaceae. The record is from the annotation of a GenBank genome assembly.